Helianthus annuus (common sunflower) is the source of this 1525-nucleotide messenger RNA. Its product is annotated as angio-associated migratory cell protein. The transcript is spliced from 12 exons. The record is from RefSeq and is a predicted model, not a curated record. Lineage: Eukaryota; Viridiplantae; Streptophyta; Magnoliopsida; Asterales; Asteraceae. Gene Ontology annotation, molecular function: protein binding. The coding region runs from base 197 to 1375 and encodes 392 amino acids.
AAAAUGAUCAAAGCGUAGGGAGGAAAAAGGAAGUUCUAUGUUAAGUUUUAAAAACCCUGACCGUCUACCACCACCAUUAUUGGCCGAAGUACGGAGGCGCCGACGCAUCUGAGGUGAAUUUCAUCUUCAAAAUACGCAAAGUACUAGAAUCUGCCUUACAGGGUGCUGAAUUUGACCCUCAAGUGAUACUUUGAUCAUGAGUACUACUGCAAACGACGGUGAAGAUCAUGAAGAGGUUUAUCUCGAGGAGGAUGACAUCAUCGAUGAAAUUAAUGUAGAUGAAGAAGAUCUCCCUGAUGCAGACGACGAUGCAGAUUCCGAUGCUGAUGCUGAAGCUUUUGAUGAAGCUGAUGAUUCAAUGCACAUAUUCACGGGUCAUACUGGUGAAUUAUACACAGUUGCAUGCAGCCCAACCGAUGCUCAAAUGGUGGCCACAGGGGGCGGGGAUGACAAAGGUUUUCUUUGGAAAAUUGGUCAAGGCGAUUGGGCUCUUGAAUUACAAGGUCAUAAGGAUUCGGUAUCCUGUCUGGCCUUCAGUUACGAUGGGCAGUUGGUUGCUUCCGGAGGCUUUGAUGGUGUCAUUCAAGUUUGGGAUGUAUCUUUAGGAACCCUAAAAUGUACACUUGAUGGACCCGGAGCCGGCAUUGAGUGGGUUAGGUGGCAUCCACGUGGACACAUAGUUCUUGCUGGUUCAGAAGAUUCCACCGUUUGGAUGUGGAACGCUGACAGAAGCGCAUAUCUUAUGUCAUUUUCUGGUCAUUCUAGUUCCGUUACUUGCGGGGAUUUUACUCCUGAUGGUAAAACAAUUUGUACUGGUUCUGAUGAUGCAAGUUUGAGGAUAUGGAACCCGAAAACUGGAGAGAAUAUUCAUGUCGUUAAAGGUCAUUUUUAUCACGCCGACGGGCUUACAUGCUUGACUAUAAGCGCGGACUCGUCUCUUGUUCUUACCGGCUCAAAAGACGGAUCUGUUCACAUUGUGAAUAUCGCAACCGGAAAGGUUGUUAGUUCUCUAGCUUCACAUACAGAAUCAGUUGAAUGUAUCGCGCUUUCACCUAGCACGCCUUGGGCCGCAACAGGAGGCAUGGAUCAAAAACUUAUUAUUUGGGAUCUACAACACUCAUUGGCCCGUUGCACGUGUGAACACGAGGAUGGUGUGGCGUGUUUGACAUGGCUAGGCGGUAGUCGGUAUGUGGCUACAGGGUGUGUGGAUGGUAGAGUGAGGAUAUGGGAUAGUCUCUCUGGAGAGUGCGUGAAGACUUUGCGGGGACACACUGGUCCUAUCCAAUCUCUAGCCGUGUCGCCUGAUGGGACCCGCCUAGUGUCCGUCGCCCUUGAUGAAACUGCUCGUGUCUUUGAGAUUGAUGAAUUUCGUUAAAUCGUGUUUAGAACAUGUCAACCAAACAUAUUUGUAAGACUAAUACAUGUUAAGACUGUAUCAAAUGGUUUUUGAUAGAUCUUGUAUCUUACAGGGUAUUUAUUAUUAUAACUAUGUAUGUGAUUUAAAUUAUGUAAAAUCAUAUUUUUA